AUGGCCAAGCACCAAUUGAAUCGCGCCGAUUGCCGCAGCACCACAAUCAACCCCAAGCUUCGUUAUGAAAGGGACGAAAUCGCAAGGGCUGAUUCCAAGAUGUUUGAGUUGAUAUUUGGCGAAAUGGAGAGGUUGCAUCAACUAGUUACAAAACCAAGAGAACAAGUAGUUGAUGCAAAGGCUCUGUUGGACAUAACGAAAUCCUUGGUAAUGUUUGUGAAGGGGCAUGCUAACGGUGUAGUCACUCUUUCAGAAUUUGUAUCGCACAUUUUUGAAGAAUUUGGAGGACAGGGUGGAUCAAGUACUAGCACAGAAGGUUGCACCAGAAUCUAAAUAGCCUGGAAUGGUGUUGGACUAUCAGUAUCACAUGUUUUUAAAGUGGGUUCUAGCUGCUGUACAAUGAAUGGUCCCAUCUAUGCUAAAGUAAUGCAGAGGAAGGCUGUUAAUCGUAGAAGUAGGAAGCAUGUGAGGCCCAAUGAAUUGGCUCGGCUAGAAGAGCUUGGCGGAGGUCUAAGAGAAGUAAAAGCUGAUACAGAUAAAAAUAUGUUAACGAUGUUUAACAUCUUAAGGAAAAAUAGUGUUAUUAAGCUUGAGAAUCUGAUUUUGAAUAGGAACUCCUUUGCUCAAACAGUGGAGAAUUUAUUCGCUUUAUCAUUCUUAGUCAAAGAUGGGCGGGCUGAAAUAAAAGUCAACGAGGCUGGAUCACAACUAGUAGUGUCACCUAGAAAUGCCCCUCGUGCAAAUGCAGUUCGUGUUGGGGAUGUUGCUUUCAGUCACUUUGUGUUCAGAUUGGAUUUUAAGGAUUGGAAGCUAUUGAUCGAUUUUGUUGGGGUUGUGGAGGAUCUAAUGCCUCGUAGGGAAUAG
Arachis ipaensis is the source of this 864-nucleotide messenger RNA. The record is from RefSeq and is a predicted model, not a curated record. NCBI's taxonomy places the organism in Eukaryota, Viridiplantae, Streptophyta, Magnoliopsida, Fabales, Fabaceae.